AGGGAGAAGAUUUUUGUUCCAAAGAAAGAGACUCGCACUUAGUUGUGCAACGUUUUGUUCUCCAAUAAAAAAUACUGUUUCACAAAGUUGACCUUGCCAAUACUAAUUAAAUGGCAAUUUGUAUUUUUUUGCUAAUUACCAAAAAAGCAAAAACACAAAAGUAAUUUCAACCUCAAAAAUCACGGUCAAUUAUAUCUAGUUGUGUAACACUUUGUUCAAAACAUGCCAAAGCACCAUUAAAUUAUAGUCUCAGUCAACAGAAUAGAAUAAAUGGGAAUCUCGACAACACAACAUUCAUUGUUGAAGACAAAUAAAUCAACACGAAUAAAAUAACUUUACAAAUACAUUUCCUAGUAGUAGUAGUAAUAGUCAAGUCAGCACGCUAGCAGGUUCAUCGCCUCCUACCUUGAUAACGCGAGGCAAUUUCAGGAUAGUUUGUUAGUUGUAAAUAAAUCGUUGAGCAAGUGACAUGGCUAUUAAUUAGGAAGUGCAUUGUGGUGAUUUUUUAAUUGGAUUAUUAUUAUUGAGUUAGAAAAUAUGACGAUUCAUAAAUCCGAUGGUACGGAAGCGUCCACCAUCAUCAUCGACGAUUCUCACGAUAACAAUUCUGAAAAACCGAAACAAGUCAGAUAUGGAGAACUAGUCAUUUUAGGUUACAAUGGAUUCCUGCCACAAGGCGAUCGCGGCAGAAAACGUAGCAAAUUCGUUCUCUACAAGAGGCCGGCCGCGACCGGCGUCAAACGCUCAAGACACUACGUGGUCAAAACGCCGCACUCGUCGCAAGCCAUUUUGGACACUAACCAGCACUCGAUCUCGUACACGCUUAGUAGAAACCACGCCGUUAUCGUAGAAUAUACCAACGAUGAGGAUACCGAUAUGUUUCAGAUAGGUAGGUCUUCGGAAGCCCCGAUUGAUUUUGUCGUAAUGGACAAGAUACCCGGCGACAAAAUUGGUGACGUAAAAGUGAGCCAGAGUACCAUAUCCAGGUUCGCUUGUAGGAUACUGUGCGAAAGGAACAAUCCGAAAAUCGCUAGGAUUUACGCUGCCGGUUUCGAUACAUCGAGAAAUAUAUUUUUAGGUGAAAAAGCCUGCAAAUGGCAAGAAAACGGACGAGAAAUCGACGGCCAGACAACGAACGGAGUCCUCAUCAUGCACCCUAAAGGUAAUUUUUGCGGCGGAGACGCCAAAUGCGGCGUAUGGUACGAAACUUCCGUUGGAGGCGGCAUAUUUACCCGAAGAGAAUCCAGAUCGGCUCAGCAACGAGGACAAGUGGUUGAAGAUGAAACAAAUAUGCUAGAAGAUGGCACUCUUAUCGACUUAUGUGGAGCAACGUUACUUUGGAGAUCGGCAGAAGGAUUGGAAAAAACACCGGGUAAACACGAUUUGGAAAAAGUCAUAGAUGAAAUCAACGCCGGCAGACCUCAAUGCCCAGUAGGGCUCAACACUUUAGUAAUACCUAGAAGAGUAUCGACAAACGAGAACCAACAGCAGCCCUACGUCUACUUGAAUUGCGGACACGUCCAGGGAUUGCACGAUUGGGGCCAAGACCGAGAUACAGGGGAUAGGAAAUGUCCGAUUUGCUUAGAGUUGGGUCCAGCAGUAAAAGUCUGUAUGGGCUUAGAACCGGCAUUUUACGUCGACACAGGACUACCGACGUUUGCUUUCAACCCUUGCGGACACAUGGCUACAGAGAAAACUGUCAAAUAUUGGGCUAAAGUUGUCGUUCCUCAUGGCACCAACGGACUACAGGCAGUUUGCCCAUUCUGUGCUUCACCUCUUUAUGGAUCGCCAGGUUAUAUAAAGCUAAUUUUCCAAGAUAAUGUUGAUUAAUUUGGCUUAUUAUUAUUAUUUUAAUCUACAAUAUUUUGCAUUGGGUUGGUAGUAAUUUAGACUGAUUUUUUUAAUUUCCCAUUAUAGAAUAUUGCAGAUUCUAAUACCAAUAGAGAUUUUUAUAAAACAUGGUGCAUUUUUGUCUGAAUCUUGGUUUGUUUGACUUAAGACCAACUCACAAGUUGCUGAAAAUAAGUUCCAGGUAUUCCAAUUUUGCUCAAAUGACAAUGCUAGAAAGACAUUAUUUGAGUGAAUAGUCACUUGUUGUACAAAGAUUGGUUUAGUGUUUUUGUCUAAUAUACAACAAAAUUUAUUAUAUUAUCUUAUAUAACUUUUUUUUUUAAACCAUAUUAUAGUAAAGAUUAUUUAACAUAAGAUUACCGAAGAUUGUGGAUAUAUUAUAUUUGUAGAAAGGUUUUUUUUCUGUAGUAUUUAGUGUACCAAAGCUUUAUUUAUACUGCUAUUUAAUAGAGUUUCAAGAAGAAUAAUAAUAUUGAUGGCUAAAUCAGCAUUUAAGACAAAAAGAAGUAACAUCGAUUAUUCUUGAGACACAUUGUACAUAUUCAAAUUACAUUCAUAUUACUAAGGUCUAAAACAAUGGAUUCUAAAUAAUGUUUCUAAAUAAGUUGUACAAAAUUCAUUAUGUAUUUUUUCAAUGAAGGCAAAAGUAAAAGGGAAUUCCGUCAUGUUUUAAUAAGAAAUUGUCAAGAUUAAACCAUCACAUUAAAAUAAGGGAAUUUUUGUUUUUAUCCUAUUGAGAGUAAUUUUACGAAAUCGGAAAAAUUAUCGUGUAAUGUUUAUAUUUGUAUCGAAGAUAUAGAGGGACUUUUAAAAGUUAAGAUAGAUUGUUUAAGAGAAGGACUAAGUGUUGCAAAUCCAUAUCUAUAUAAGAUUAAGCUAGAGAUUAAGUUACUUAAUACAAAAAAAACAUGAAUCUGAGGAUUAAAUGGCAAAGGUAAUAAUUAUUUAAACAUUUUUGUCUAUUUUCUCUAGAAACUCAAAAAUUCCUUUUCCAUUUAAAAUUCAUUUGUGUAUGUAUUUUGCUAAGUCUAGAGAGGAUUUGUAAAUUAGUGUUUUGAUAAUAAGAACGUAUUUUUUCUAUAUUGUAAAGGUAAUUAGGUAUUGAUUAAAGUGGUUCUUAUAUAUAUAUUUUUUUUUUGAAUUUGGAAUGUAAGUAAUUUCUUAGAGGGCAAAAGAAUGAAUUUUUCAAGACUGGUAUUGUUAGUAAUUAAUUUAAGUACAUAUUGUAUUGUAUUGCUUAUGGAUUUAUUAUUUUGAAAUUUUUUUAUAUUAAAAAGUAGUUUUUCAAAUUGAGUGUCACUAGAAAGUUUUUUAAUUGAUAUGGCAUAUGGUUUAUUGUGUUUUAUGGUCGUUAUUUUAGAUGCAUUCUACCUUCUGUUUUUAUUAAACAAAGUGAUUCUGGGUUAAUUUUUUUUUUACAGAAAAUAUGAAAAUAUCUUGACUACAAAUUAAUUUUUAGAAUUUCUUUAUGGAGAUAAAAUGUGUGUUAACGAUUCUCAAAUCAUUGUCAAACCCUACAAUAAAGGGUUUUUAUUUGCCACCCUAUUUUUGAAAUUCACUUUGUAUUGAAUAUUAUUAUUUUUUUUUUUUUGUAAAUAUGCAGUAUAAGAUUUAUGAUGGUAGAAAUGUAGUUUUAUUAAAAUUUAAGGUAUUUUUAAUGGUUAUAUUCAC
Molecule: messenger RNA, 3522 nt
Organism: Ceutorhynchus assimilis (cabbage seed weevil)
Lineage: Eukaryota; Metazoa; Arthropoda; Insecta; Coleoptera; Curculionidae
Source: the annotation of a GenBank genome assembly